UUUUGAGCAGCGCAGCAACAUUUUAGCUAAAAUUAUAAAGUUUUGCAGUUUUUCUUUUCCUUAAUGUUCAUAAAUUCAAAUUAAAAACCAUUGACAAAAUUUACGUUUUCUUUUUUUUUAACAACAAAACAAAUAAAACUUAUCGAAAAAAAGCAAAAGCGUCGUGCAGCAGUAACAGAACACACCGACCGCCGAUGAGGAAGAAGAGGAGAACGCCAGAAAUUAAAGAAAAACCAACAAGGCGGCUGCUGCAACGCAAUCGUAAUCGUUAUCGAGUGUCACCACGAUAACAUUGAAGGAGAAGAACAAGCAGGGAAAAAAUCAAUCAAUCAAUCAAUCAACAAAUUAUAUGUGUGCUGUUCUUGUAUAUCGAUAAAAAGAAAAACAAUAAUCAUUAUAUAGGAGAAACACACAGAAUACAAAAUUAAGAUUUGAGUGUGGGGCAAGAAAAACGAAAAGAAAAACACAACGGCGGCCAGCCGAUUGAGCAAGCAACACACACAAUUUCAAGGGGCCCAAUAAGAUGGACAUUGAAACAGAUCAGUCUAUCGAAGCUAUGGACACCCAGGAUACCCAAGAGGUCGAAAUUAUUACAAGCGACCUACAACAGCAACAACAACAGCAGCAGCAACAACAGACAAAUUCGCCGCCACAAUUGCCCAAAUUUAAGAAUUUAAUACAUCCACAGUUGCAACCACAACAGCAGCAGCAACAACAACAGCAGCAGCAACAACUCCCCAGUGAGAACGGCAACGUGCCGCCACAACAACUGUUGGCCGAAAGCAGCUCCACAUCGUUUGCCAACGAACAAGAAAUGCCGAUGGACGACGAAACAAAGGAGGAUCAGUUUCGCUCUGAAACCGUAUUCUCCUACACCGUGGAGAAUGUGGGACAGAUCAAGCAACAGCAUCUGUCGCAGCCCGUCUAUGUGCGCAUGCUGCCCUGGAAGAUAAUGGUGAUACCCAACGAUCGUGCUCUGGGCUUCUUUUUGCAGUGCAACGGCGAAAACGAUUCGCCCACCUGGUCGUGCAACGCGAUUGCCGAGCUGCGUUUGAAGUGCCACAAACCGGAUGCACCGCCAUUUACACGGGCCAAAAUCAAGCAUUUAUUCUACUCCAAGGAGAACGAUUAUGGCUAUUCAAAUUUCAUCACAUGGCAGGAGCUGCAGGAUCCGGACAAAUACUAUGUGCACAAUGGCAGCAUUACACUCGAGGUUCACGUGAUUGCUGAUGCUCCACAUGGUGUGCUCUGGGACUCGAAGAAACAUACCGGCUAUGUGGGUCUCAAGAAUCAGGGCGCCACCUGUUAUAUGAAUUCAUUGCUGCAGACAUUAUAUUUCACGAACUCGUUGCGUUUGGCCGUUUAUCGCAUACCCACCGAGGCCGAUGAUAGCACCAAAUCGGUGGGCCUAUCGCUGCAGCGUGUCUUCCAUGAGCUGCAGUUCGGUGAUCGUCCCGUGGGCACCAAGAAGUUAACCAAAUCCUUUGGCUGGGAGACACUCGAUUCGUUUAUGCAGCACGAUGUACAGGAAUUUUUACGUGUGCUUCUCGAUAAGCUCGAGUCGAAGAUGAAGGGCACAUGCUUGGAGGGCACAAUACCGGGACUAUUUGAGGGCAAAAUGUCGUCGUAUAUCAAGUGCAAGAAUGUGGAUUAUAAUAGCACACGCUACGAGACCUUUUACGACAUUCAACUCAACAUCAAAGACAAGAAGAACAUAUACGAUUCGUUCCAGGAUUAUGUGGCCUCCGAGACGCUCGAGGGUGACAACAAGUACGAUGCCGGUGUCCAUGGUCUGCAGGAGGCGAGCAAGGGCGUCAUAUUCACAUCAUUCCCGCCCGUGCUGCAUUUGCAUUUGAUGCGUUUCCAAUACGAUCCAAUUACCGACAGCUCGAUCAAGUACAACGAUCGCUUCGAGUUCUAUGAGCAAAUCAAUCUCGACAGCUAUUUGGCCGAACGUGAAAAGACGCCAGCCGACUAUGUGCUGCACGCUGUGCUCGUCCACUCCGGCGACAAUCAUGGCGGUCAUUAUGUUGUCUUCAUCAAUCCAAAGGCCGACGGACGUUGGUUCAAAUUCGAUGAUGAUGUUGUGUCCAGCUGCCGCAAACAGGAGGCCAUCGAACAGAAUUAUGGCGGCAUGGACGAUGAGAUCUCGUUUCAUGCCAAAUGCAGCAAUGCCUAUAUGCUCGUCUAUAUACGUCAAUCUGAAUUGGAUCGUGUGCUCGGCGAUAUACCCGAGAAUGAGAUCUCAAGCGAUCUUGUCGAACGUCUCGAUCUGGAGAAACGCAUCGAGAUGGCGCGUCGCAAGGAGCGCAGUGAGGCCAACACUUAUGUGCCGAUCCAUGUCAUACUCGAGGAGUACUUUGAGUCGCAGCAGAAGCGACGCCUCUUCGAUUUGGAAAAGACACAUCAGCGCCCAUUCAAACUGAAGCAGAAUCAGACCGUUAACGAGAUGGUCGAGAUGCUGGUGAAGGCAUUUGGUGUGCCACGCGAUCGCAUGCGCAUCUGGAACAUGUGCACGGCGCAAACGCAAAAGUUCCUGCACUUUGAUUUCGAGGCGGAGGCAACGCGCACCAUCGAACAGAUACCGACGUCACAGAAGCCAUGGGUCAUCUUCCUGGAGCUGGCGCCGCCGGAUAGCACGGCGCCGCUGCUGCCCUUCAAUCCCAAGACCGAUGUGCUGCUCUUCCUCAAGUAUUACGAUGCGCGCAACAAGCGUCUCAAUUAUAUCGGUUGCACACAGCAGCCAUUGAAUCGUCGUCUCUCCGGAUUGGUGCCGGAAGUCAAUCGCAUACUCGGCUUCGACCCGGACACCGAACUGACCGUGUACGAUGAGUAUGCCGAGAAGAAGAUCCCCAACAUAAAUGAGCCCAUCGAGAGUGUGCUGUAUAUGCAACAGGAUCAUUUGCAGGGAUCGAUAUUGAUAUUUGAGCGCGAGAAUGUUGAUGUUAAACUGGAUUUGCCCACCGUUGAGGAUUACUUCUUGGAUCUGGUCUAUCGCAUUGAGAUUAUAUUCAGCGACAAGUGUAAUCCCAAUGAGCCGGACUUUACGUUGGAGCUGUCGAAUCGGUACAAUUACGAUCAGUUGACCAAUGCGGUCGCCGAGCGUCUCAAUACCGAUCCACAGAAACUGCAGUUCUUCAUGUGCAUCAGCAACUACAAGGAGACUGCCGGCAAUGCGGUGCCCUACACCUACAAGGGUACCAUCAAGGAUCUGCUGUCGUACUCGAAACAGAGCACGCCGAAGCGUAUCUUCUAUCAGCGUCUGUCGCUGAGCAUUCACGAGCUGGACAACAAGAAGCUCUUCAAAUGCAUUUGGGUCUCGUACGAUCUGAAGGAUGAGAAGGAACUGGUGCUAUAUCCAAACAAAAACGAUACGGUCAAGGGGCUGCUCGAUGAGGCGGCCAAGACGAUAACGUUUGCCGAGAAUAGCCGCAAGAAGCUGCGUCUGCUCAAGGUGGGCAAUCACAAGAUUGCGGCCAUCUGCAAGGAUGACAUACUGCUCGAUUCGCUGAUGAAGACCAACGAAUCGAUCACAACCACACAAGGCACACAGAAGAUCUAUCGCAUCGAAGAGAUCACCGCUGAGGAAUCCCAGCUGGCUGAGAAUGAAUUGCUCAUCCCGGUGGCGCAUUUUAGCAAAGAGCUCUAUAAUUCAUUCGGUGUGCCGUUCCUAACGAAGGCGCGUCACGGCGAGCCAUAUGGUGCACUGAAGCAGCGCAUCCAGAAGCGUCUCAAUGUCCCAGACAAGGAAUGGGAGAAUUACAAGUUCGCUGUCAUCACCAUGGGGCAUACCAUCGAUGUCAACGAUAAUACGCCCAUCGAUCUGGAGGUGUAUCGCACAUGGUCGGGCGGCCAGUUGCCAUUCUUUGGACUGGAUCAUAUUAAUAAGUCGCGCAAGCGCAGCUCAUUGAAUUUCUCCGAGAAGGCUAUAAAAAUCUACAAUUAAACACUAUAAAAAAAAAACAGAGGAAAAGAAGCGGAUAACAACAACAACAA
This is a messenger RNA of Drosophila albomicans, 3996 nucleotides long. RefSeq names its product ubiquitin carboxyl-terminal hydrolase 7 (gene Usp7). NCBI's taxonomy places the organism in Eukaryota, Metazoa, Arthropoda, Insecta, Diptera, Drosophilidae. The transcript has 4 exons. Bases 524 to 3946 code for a protein of 1140 amino acids. The record is from RefSeq and is a predicted model, not a curated record. Gene Ontology annotation, molecular function: protein binding; cysteine-type deubiquitinase activity; cysteine-type endopeptidase activity. Gene Ontology annotation, cellular component: nucleus; cytosol. Gene Ontology annotation, biological process: regulation of protein stability; protein deubiquitination.